AGCAGUGCCUUUGACCAGUUUGCAAUGCUUUCAUGCUCCCAUUUGUGUUCCUAGCGGUUAAUGUUGCCAAAUGGUCUUCAAAAGAGCUUGACUUAGGGUUGCAAUAUCUGCCGGUGCCGGAGCGCAACCGCAUUUUACGAUUUCGGUUGAAGGCAGACCAGCAUCGAUCUCUUGCAAGUCAACUUUUGAAGAGAUAUCUUUUCUCUAAACAUCUGAAAAUUGCCUGGAACGAUAUUUCGUUCAAGGAAUCUGAAUAUGGCAAACCGAGCACAGCCAUGGAGGUUGGAGAGAAUGUAGAUUUCAAUGUAUCGCAUCAUGGAGAAUGGGUUGUUAUUGGUUUAUGCUCAAACGGUACGAUUGGCGUCGACGUGACCAGAAACGAAACACCGCACGAAAGCGUAGACGCCUUUAUCGACUGUUUUGCUGAUCAGCUCGCGGAAGAUGAAUUGGUUAAGCUACACAGUGCCAAAAACGAGAACCAAAAGCUUCAGUUGUUUUACGAAAUUUGGUGCCUGAAGGAAAGCUAUAUCAAAGCUCUAGGAGUUGGACUGCACAAAGAUUUAAAGUUUGUUAAUUUUAUGUCAAACAAGAAUGCCGGAAAUGAUGGACAAAAUGUCGUUGUACAGGACUCAAAGGAACCGGAAAACGACAAGACAUUUGUAUUCAAUCUCUCAUAUAUCGAUCAAGAGCAUCCUGUUGCGAUUUGCACAAACGCUAAACUACAAGGAUCUGAAAAAAUACUGUCAUCUUCCAGCUUAAAGAUGGGACAAGAAAAGCAUGACAUAGAGAAGAAUGGUUCACAAUUUGAUGUUAUCACUUUUAGUGACAUGGUACAAUUCGCUGGCAACCAAAAAUAAAGAAAAAGAUAACAUAUGAAAAAUGCAAAUCCAGCUCCACUGUAUUGUCAAUAUGUACAAAGGGUUAAAAUCGA
Molecule: messenger RNA, 931 nt
Organism: Umbelopsis ramanniana AG
Lineage: Eukaryota; Fungi; Mucoromycota; Umbelopsidomycetes; Umbelopsidales; Umbelopsidaceae
Exons: 5
Coding region: 33-857 (274 amino acids)
Cellular component (GO): cytosol
Molecular function (GO): magnesium ion binding; holo-[acyl-carrier-protein] synthase activity
Source: RefSeq, a predicted model, not a curated record